AUGUCGAAAGGCGACGGUGAACAGCAGAAUGGCUCGGGCGAGGAGUCCAAGACUAACCUCAUCAUCAACUACCUACCGCAGAGCAUGACACAGGAGGAAAUUCGGAGUCUCUUCUCGAGUAUCGGCGAAGUCGAGUCCUGCAAACUGAUUCGGAACAAAGGAGCCGCUUUCCCGGACGCGUUGAAUCACGCUCUCCACGGCGGCGGUCAGAGCCUCGGCUACGCCUUCGUCAACUACCAUCGUCCAGAGGAUGCCGAGAAGGCUAUUGCCACAUUAAACGGACUCCGUCUACAGAACAAAACAAUCAAGGUGUCCUACGCCCGACCGAGCAGCGAAGCCAUCAAAGGGGCGAACCUAUACGUUUCCGGACUGCCCAAGACAAUGACGCAGACCGAACUCGAGCGGCUUUUCAGUCCGUACGGCAGAAUUAUCACGUCACGGAUCCUGUGCGAGAACUCCGGAGGGCGUCCAUUCACAGGAGGAGAGCAGGGGCUAUCAAAAGGCGUGGGCUUCAUCCGCUUCGAUCAGCGGGUGGAGGCAGAGCGUGCUAUACAAGAGUUAAACGGAACCGUGCCUAAGGGGGCGACGGAGCCGAUCACUGUGAAGUUCGCGAAUAACCCGAGCAACAACGGGAAAGCGCUGGCGCCGCUGGCGGCUUAUCUACCGGCCGCGCUGCGGUUCCCGGCGCCGUUGGGAAGAUUCAGUUCAGGCAAGUCUCUCUUAGCCAUCAAUAAAGGCUUGCAGCGCUACAGCCCGCUGGCCGGCGAGCUGCUCGGCGGCGUCUUACCCGGCGCCGUCGGCUCUGAGUGGUGCAUCUUUGUUUACAACCUCGCUCCAGAGACCGAGGAAAACGUCCUCUGGCAGCUGUUCGGGCCGUUCGGCGCCGUCCAAAGCGUCAAAGUCAUCAGGGACCUCCAAACCAACAAGUGUAAGGGCUACGGCUUCAUCACUAUGACCAAUUACGACGAGGCAGUGGUCGCCAUUCAGUCGCUCAACGGCUACACGCUCGGGAACAGAGUGCUGCAAGUCAGCUUCAAGACUAACAAGAUCAAGACCAUCUAA
Molecule: messenger RNA, 1062 nt
Organism: Amyelois transitella
Lineage: Eukaryota; Metazoa; Arthropoda; Insecta; Lepidoptera; Pyralidae
Product: ELAV-like protein 4
Exons: 1
Coding region: 1-1062 (353 amino acids)
Cellular component (GO): ribonucleoprotein complex
Molecular function (GO): RNA binding
Source: RefSeq, a predicted model, not a curated record